GCCUCUCUCGAAUUUCGUGCGUGGGUUAGGAGCUUAGUAGUGAGUCGGAGUGCUCUAUAAAAGCUGCGACUUUUGUAGUCUCCUUGCGUGCAUAUUUACUGCUUCUUUCUUUUGCAAUACCGUUUUAUUAUUUCUGCUAUUUGUUGGAUAAUUUCUCUGUAAGAAAGGGCUUGUCUAUGGUUUUGACCGGAUCUUCCAAGAUGUCUCGUACCGAAGAGGUGCACCGUAUAACGGAGAAUGUUUAUAAGUCCAUCAUGGAGCAGUUCAAUCCCUGCCUGCGGAACUUCGUUGCCAUGGGGAAGAGCUAUGAGAAGGCACUUUCCAGUGUGACAUUUGCAGCAAAGGGCUACUUCGACGCACUGGUGAGGAUGGGUGAACUUGCCAGCGAAAGUCAAGGCUCUAAGGAUCUUGGGGACGUGCUGUUUCAGAUGGCAGAAGUACACCGGCAGAUUCAGAUGCAGCUGGAAGACAUGCUAAAGUCCUUUCACAACGAGCUGCUGACAGAGCUGGAGAAGAAGGUGGAGCUGGAUGCCAGAUACUUGAGCGCCGCCCUGAAGAAGUACCAGAUGGAACACAAGAGCAAGGGCGAGUCUCUGGAGAAGUGUCAAGCUGAGCUGAAGAAACUACGCAGGAAGAGUCAGGGCAGCAAGAACCCACAGAAAUAUGGGGACAAGGAGAUGCAGUAUGUGGAAACCAUCAGCAGUAAGCAGAGCGAUCUGGACAGCUACACAGCCGAGGGAUAUAAAACAGCGCUGUCAGAGGAGAGGAGGAGGUACUGCUUCCUGGUGGAACGGCAAUGCGCAGUCUCCAAAAACAACAUUGCCUACCACGGCAAGGGUAAGGACUUACUGACCCAGAAGAUUCCUGGCUGGCAGCAGGCUUGCUCCGACCCCAACAAGCUGCCUGAGCGAGCCAUGCUCCUGGCACAGCAGAUGGCAUCAAGCAGCGGAGGAACACUGAUCUCCAGCCCCAUGCACUCCUCCAAAUCCAGCCUGGUCAUUUCAGACCCCAUCCCUGGGGCCAAACCCCUGCCUGUCCCCCCAGAGCUGGCACAAUUCGUGGGGGGAGGUGCUCUAGGCCACCCCUUGCGGCUGAUGGGACAGGAUGGAGGCACCCUGGUGAAUGGCUCUGCAGGCGUGGGCCACAUUGAGGACUACAGCCAGUGGGCAGAGAGCAAGGCAUUGCAGGACAAACCCCCCUCUCCCCCCCAGGGCCAGAGGCAGUUGAGCGAGGUCCACUCCAACACUCUGCCCGUCCGCAGGGCAGCGCCACCCAAGGGCAAACCCCAGCUGGCUGAGAACAGGACCCUGCCGAGAUCAAGCUCCAUGGCAGCCGGGCUGGAGAAGAAUGGGCGGACCCGGGUCCAAGCCGUCUUCUCCCACGCGGCCGGCGGCAACGGCACCCUGCUGAGCUUCUCUGAGCGUGACAUCAUCACGCUUCUUGUGCCAGAGGCCAGAGACGGCUGGCAUUAUGGGGAGAAUGAGAAGACCAAGAUGCGAGGCUGGUUCCCCUUCUCUUACACCAGAGUCUUGCCAGAGAAUGAGGACAAGCUCCAUGUGAGCCUGCACCAUGGGAAGAGCAGCAGCACAGGGAACCUGCUGGAGCGGGAUGACCUCUCCCUGCCCGCUCCCGACUACGGCAUGACCUCCCGCUUCCUGGGGCAUAGCGCAGGUCACUCCCGGCCGCGCCCCUACAGCGUGGCAGUGCCUGUCUUCUCUCAGCAGGGUCUUGAGGAUUAUGAGUCACAAUUUGCUACCAGAAAUCCAUUUACGGACAUCCGACUAAAACCAACCAUCACUGACGACAGAUCUGCACCGGUUAUCCACUAGUCUGCCCGUCCAGCCCUGGAAACUAACCUAGCCCACCCUACUACACUGCCCAGCUACCCAUCCUGCACACCCUAGCAACACGAGGAAGAGGAGGGAGAGGGGCUGCUAGACUCACUCCUGUACCCCAUUCUCAUUGCUCCCUGUCAAGCCUGAAUGUUCUGAGACAGAGAGCACAUGGUAUCAUUACAAUACUAUUCCAAAACGGGCCACGCUUCAUUGCUGUGUGCUUAACUGUCUUGCUUGUGCAAUAUGCUAUUUGCAGCUGUAAAUACGUCUAGGCAGUGAAAUCAGCGGGGACACUGAUAGCUUAUUUGUUUGAUUUAUUUUUCUGCCUUUUGAGCGUUUUUUUAUAUGAAGAUCACCUGUAGUUUCAAAUUUCAUGCAGCCAUCACUUGAGUAUGGCUGCCUCCUUCCUAGUGAAUCCUGGCAACAAGCUGUUGGAAUAUGUAGUCUUCUGUCAGGGUGGACUGUUCCGCUUUACCCCAGGGGGCAUGAGGGUCUCAAGAAGGAGGGCAAUUGCCCCCCUCACCCCCACCCCACCUGAUUUUCCAGAAGCCAGGACCCCAGAAUGGGAGGAAUUCAGCCAACCCGAUUUUGAAUGGAAUCGUCCAGGCCAUACAGGAACCUGCCUUCCCCAAGACAGGGUCCCCCCCCAUACAGGGCUGGGCAGGAGGGAUCCCCGAAUUGUGAGUAGUGACAGGACCUGGGUUUCAAAGCUUGGUGCUAGGUGGUUUACUAACGACUAAAGGCAGUUUUGAUUUGUCGCUUUUGUAUUCAUUUCUAAGCUUAAAAGAUAAAAGCGUAUCCCAAAGAAAGCUGUGUUCUAAUCCACUGCACCUUAGUCCUGGUUUAUAAACAAUAAGCAAUAUCAUCUGGAACAACUCCACAGAGGAGGAAACCACAGAGAGCCUUUUAUUUGCAUACACGCUGUUUGAAGCUGUUUUUCUUUUAAAAAAUAAAAUU
This is a messenger RNA of Polyodon spathula (Mississippi paddlefish), 2792 nucleotides long. Its product is annotated as brain-specific angiogenesis inhibitor 1-associated protein 2-like. The coding region runs from base 177 to 1829 and encodes 550 amino acids. Gene Ontology annotation, cellular component: cytosol; nucleoplasm. The transcript is spliced from 14 exons. The record is from RefSeq and is a predicted model, not a curated record. NCBI's taxonomy places the organism in Eukaryota, Metazoa, Chordata, Actinopteri, Acipenseriformes, Polyodontidae. Gene Ontology annotation, molecular function: protein binding; cytoskeletal adaptor activity. Gene Ontology annotation, biological process: plasma membrane organization; actin crosslink formation; actin filament bundle assembly.